Molecule: messenger RNA, 417 nt
Organism: Prunus armeniaca (apricot)
Lineage: Eukaryota; Viridiplantae; Streptophyta; Magnoliopsida; Rosales; Rosaceae
Source: the annotation of a GenBank genome assembly
AUGCUGCCACCACAACUCGUCGGUGAACAACUAGAACCUGAGCGUUUAUAUGAUGCUGUCAAUGUCAUACUUUCUCUGCAGAGUCCAAAUGGUGGUGUAUCAGCCUGGGACCCAACAGGAGCUCCAAAAUGGGUGGAGUGGCUCAACCCUGUAGAAUUUCUCGAGAAUCUCACGAUCGAAUAUGAGUAUGGAAACUGGGGAAUCUGCUUCAUUUAUGGAACAUGGUUUGCAAUCAGAGGGUUAGAGGCUGCUGGCAAGACUUACAAUAAUUGUGAGGCUAUACGCAGAGGUGUUGAAUUUUUACUCAAAACACAGAGAGAUGAUGGUGGAUGGGGAGAGAGCUACAUUUCUUGUACAAACAAGAGUAAACUAAAAUUAAUCUCUGGAAUUGGUUACACGAAUCUAUACACCUCUUGA